Messenger RNA from Penicillium antarcticum, 1596 nucleotides. Its product is annotated as amidohydrolase. The record is from RefSeq and is a predicted model, not a curated record. NCBI's taxonomy places the organism in Eukaryota, Fungi, Ascomycota, Eurotiomycetes, Eurotiales, Aspergillaceae. The transcript has a single exon. Gene Ontology annotation, molecular function: hydrolase activity, acting on carbon-nitrogen (but not peptide) bonds. The coding region runs from base 1 to 1596 and encodes 531 amino acids.
AUGGCAACAAUUUUCAAGAACGGACGUUUCUUCGUGCCCUCCACCUCAAACAAUGGCAAAGACAUUGCCGAAAGCAUGAUCAUUGAGGAUGGCAAAAUCUCAUAUGUCGGCCCUCUAGAUGAAACAGCCACUUCAAAAGAUGCCACGCUCAUUGAUCUACAGCAAAAAGCUGUGAUUCCAGGUUUCAUCGAUGCGCAUGUACACAUCCUACAAUAUGGCCAAUCUCUCCGCAAAGCCAAUCUCAUUGAAUGCACAUCGCUGGAACAGAUCCGUGAAGCAAUCAAAUCCUACGCCAAGGCUUGUCCGUCUAUCCCUCGGAUCUUAUGCCGAGGCUGGAUUCAAUCCUCCACGAAUGGAAUCGCCCUAGCCAGUAUGCUUGAUGACAUCGAUCCACGGCCAAUCUUCGUCGACUCCUUCGACCUACACUCGAUGUGGUGCAGCUCAGCAGCCCUCGACGAACUAAAUGCCCACACAGCCCCAGAUCUCCCAGGAGGAAGGAUCCACCGAGAUGAGAAUGGCAGAGCAUCGGGCCUCCUUGAUGAAUCAGCCCUGAUGAACCUCGCCUGGCCCCAUCUAGAAGGCGUCACCUCCACAGCAGACAAACUAGACGCCCUAGACACAGCCGUCAAGGCAUACACUGCAGCCGGGUAUACCGGCCUGGUAGAUAUGGCCAUGGAUGAAGUAACCUGGGAAAUCAUCAACCUCUACCGAAAAGACCACACAAUCCCCUUCCACAUCGGCGCCCACUGGCUCGUCCCAUUCGCCGCAGACCAAAAUGUCAACUUCACAUACGUCGACCGAGCAAUCGAACUCCACAAAAAAUACAACAGCCCGGACUUCUGCAUCCUCGGUAUAAAACUAAUCUGCGACGGCGUCGUCGACGGCUGCACGGCCGCCCUCAUGCAACCAUACACAGGCAAAACAGACCGGGCGGAUCCAAUCUGGCCAGAAGACAUGCUCCAAGAAGUCGUGGAACGUGCCGAAAAAGCCGGAAUCCAAUGCGCCAUCCAUGCAAUUGGCGAUAGGACGGUCCACCAAGCGAUCAACGUCCUCUCCCGAGUCGGCAGUCCGGGCGCAAGACACAGAAUCGAGCAUUUGGAACUGACAACGUCGGGAGAUGCCAAGCGUCUCGGCCAACUCGGUAUCACAGCCUCAAUCCAGCCUGUCCAUUCCGAUCCGAUGCUUUUCAAAGCUUGGCCUGGUCUUAUAGGUCCGGACCGUUGUCAGCGUGCGUUUGCGUACAAGGAGUUUUUGGAUGGUGGAGCUCCGAUUGCUAUUGGCACUGAUGCGCCGACUGCGCCUCAUAUGCCUUUUCCUAAUUUAUAUAAUGCUACUACUAGACGCUCUGCAUUGGAGGUUGAGAGCGAGAAUACUGUUAAUCCGCAUUUUGGGCUUGGGCUUGCUGAGGCUGCUACGGCUGCUACCAAAGGUGCAGCUUAUGCCCGCUUUGCUGAGUCCUGGACUGGAUGUUUGAAGAAGGGUCUCAAUGCGGACUUUUUGGUUGUUGAUAUGGAGUGGAAGCCGGAGUCGUUGCUUGAGUCUAGGGUUUGCCAGACUUGGUAUCGGGGCAUGAAGGUCUUUGAUUCGCAGAGUUGA